Trichogramma pretiosum is the source of this 754-nucleotide messenger RNA. Its product is annotated as putative protein TPRXL. Lineage: Eukaryota; Metazoa; Arthropoda; Insecta; Hymenoptera; Trichogrammatidae. The transcript is spliced from 2 exons. Bases 40 to 594 code for a protein of 184 amino acids. The record is from RefSeq and is a predicted model, not a curated record.
GUUGUGUUAGCAACUUUGUAUAACAUUAAUUUUUUCAAAAUGAAUAGUUGGAUUGUCAUAACAUUUGGCCUAAUUUUGAUCGUGAUUACCGAAUCGGUCAAGGCUCAAUCGACGUCUGGGCCAUCCACUCAAAUUGAGAGGCCGCAAGUGAUUCCCGUGACUGUAAUUCCCAUCGAAACGACUUCGACGGCGCCCAUCAGUCAGCUAUCCAGCGUAACUCCGUCAUCGAGCUCUACUACAAAAGUAAUUGAGCCCGUUGGUUUUUCAAGACGCCCGCAAGAAAGCCAAUCCAGCCCCUCAACAAAUAGUUCUCCGAGUAGACAGCAAAUGAGCCAAUCAAGUGGUCCCAGCUCCUCGACCAAAGCUCCGAGUAAAUCGUCCAAUAGCUCGUCCAGUAAAUCAUCAAGUGGAUCGUCGAAUGGAUCGCCCAGCGGUUCGUUUCAAGAACUAGGUGCGAAAAGACGCACGCCAAUUAUCAACGAGAACUGUACGUGGUCGUCUUUUGGCGUCGAGUCGAACUGCUUAGUCAUAUACAUACUAGCACCGUUCAGAGCAUUUGAGAGAUUUUCCGCGUUUGUUCAAAAAUUGUGGUAGUGUUUGCUCGAAAAAUCAAAUGCGAUCAAUAUAGUUUGUUUGUUGACGAUCACAAUAUUGUUUAUUUCUCUCUUUUUGAAGACAUGUAUUUUAUAGUCGGUAUGCAAUAUAAAUCUCGAAUCCUUAUUAAUUCAGGGACAUGAAUAAAUAAUACAUCUUA